UUAAUUAUUUUCCUAUUCAGUAUGCAAUAAAUAGAAUAGAAUGUUUUUAUCUUUAAUAUAAUCAACCAUUCUUGUUUCAUAAAUAAAACGGUUAAAAUGGAACCACGACUGCUGGCAGAAUCAUUGUUAUGGGGUUUGUAUGUGCUAAUUUGUAGCGCGGUCGAUCGGUCGCGUUUCAGCCGCUUCUAAUAAUAAUCGAUGCCUACACGUCUCUCCAGGGAUUUCUCUUCACGGAUCCAAAUCGAUACCAAGACGACUGUACACAUACACGGCUGUACCAAGUAACGUUAUACCUAUCACGAGCUUUUCGCUACUAAUCAUCUGCGUUUUGUUACACGGCUUUUAAAUUCGGAGCAGAUAAGAUUUAUUUUCGUAACGAAUCUGUUAUGUAAAGACUAUUAUUACUGUGGUAUAUAAUAUAAAAUUGCAAUUAAUAAAUAUAAAUGUUGCAAUUAAUAAAAUUUAAACUUAAUAUAAUACUUAUAUUAGUAAAGAAACAUUGCUAAAGCUUGAAAAUAUUGAAAUGAUUAAAAUUUCUUUCUGUGCAAUGUGAAAAUACCUUCAAUCUAUUGAAGACAUCCGCAACAAAAUCAGAUCGGCGAGAAGAAAGCAUCAUUCACGUGUCGAUUAUCGUUUGCAAAUUUUUAUCUACACAUAUUGAUCGAUGUAAAGAAUGAAAAGAAUUGUGCAAUUUCUCGACUUUACCAAUGAAGCGCGAAAGCGUAUGUACAACUCAAUCUACGAUUAAGACAUAAAUCUCGAAUUAAAAAAAAAAACAGGAAAAAAAAGAUUUUCUCGUUAAAAUAACAAAUGCUCUGUAAAUGAUACCAAGAAGCGCAAGCAAAUGCCACAAGUUCGCCAUAAUAAUAUCAUUAUUAGUCAAAAUAGUUUGCAAUGACGUGUCUGCCAUACAAUCGAUUAUUCCGGCUGUACAGGAUUCUUAUUACAUACAGGACAAUAACGCGGAAAAAAAAGAUGCAAUGAUGAAAAGAUCGAAUUUAGACAAACAUGCUUUUGAGGAAAGAUUUAGUGAAAAUAUAGAUUUAAAGAAUAUGUUUCACGUUCUUGAACAAAAAGAAAGUAAAUCCUUAGCACAGAAAUUAGCGAAUGAGGCUCUUAGAUCACCGCAAUUACAACGUAACAUUAAAAAAUUGGCAAAUAUAAACGAAACUCUACGUAAUCAUUCCAAGGGGAUGAAAGAUUUGGUAACAGAUCAAAUAAAAAGUGUAUUUGAACCAAUAGCAAAUAAGAAAAAGCUGAAUCAAUUAUUGAAUCGUAGAAAAAAGAGGAAAAGAAAGAGAGAUAAGAGUAAACGAUUAAGGCAACGCGAAGAACAUCCUUGGUUACACAAGCGAAAUCCUAUUAAGAAGAAACGACAGAAAAUAAAUCUACCUGUUAAUACGGUAAACCAAAAUACGAUAAAUAAAGAUACGUUAAGUUCAAUGACUAAAAUUAAUAUUGCUGAACGAAACUUUAAAAAUAAAAAUAAUGCCCACUCAAAACGACAUAUCAUGAGUUUUUUGCAUUCGGGACGAAGGUAUCGACAAAUCAACGGAAAGCCAUUGAAUGAGAAGAUGAUCCAACGCUUGAUGCAAACAAAAAAUUCUAAAAAAGAUUCCAGCAAUGAAGAAGUCGAGCAUUCUGAUUAUUAUAAUAACAUUGAACCAAUUAAAAUAAAAUCAAAAGGAGAUGAAACUGAGAUUGAAAAUGACAGAAUCGUCAGGGCAAUCUCAAAUAGUUCUGUCUCUGCCAACAAUCCAUUCCACAAUCGUUCGCGAUUCAAACAGCAAUUCACAGAUUCCUAUGACAGGAAUUUAUCUUAUGAUUAUGAAUCGUUAAAACCUUGGGAAAUCGGUCAUUCUGUGAUCGCUCAAGCAAAUGAAAAUAACGCUGUCGAUCAUGCGCCUACAUAUUUUCCGAUACUGACCGAUCAGAAAGUCAAUCCAGCAAGUCUGUAUUAUAUCCCUGAAGUAACUCAAGAGGCUUUUAAUCAAUUUCAAGUACCGAACAUCGAUCAGCCUAAAGAAAACAUUUAUAUUAAUGAGAUGGAAUCUCCUACCGAGAAUUUUAUUAAUCCUGAUUUUGAUCUGACUGAAGUUCUUACUACCAGCGCAAAUACUAUUCUCAAUCCGCAAAACGAAACUCAACAGAUUCCUAACAUGCUACAGUAUCAAAAUGAGCUAAAUGUUCCCCAUCUAUAUUCAAAUUUAAGUAUUACACCAGAAAUAAGCAAAUCUAAGAAAGUACAAGUGCUUUAUUCCGGUGCCUCAAUGGAUGUGCCGCACAUUCUUCGUAAAAUCCCAGGAACUUCCAAUGUAUACGUCGCCGAGAAGGAUGCUGAACCUCCAAUUCCGCCUUUAUUCAAUGAUUAUAUUUAUUCAGCCGUUCCCACAAGACAAAGUAUGCGCAAAAUUAUCGAUCACGCUCCAGUUUUUUUUCAAUCAACUUUCAAUCGGCCAAUAGAACACGUUUUGAUUCCUACUCGAGAAAGUAGUUUUAAACAGAAUUGGUACAACAGUAAUCAAAAACAAGCAUUUAUUGACAAAAAUUAUAAAGCAAAACAAAAAGCGGCUCGAAUUUUUCAUGAGCAAUUCAAAAAUAAUAACAUAAAUGAAAAGUCAACAAAUGAUCAAAUAAAUAAUGAUCUUGCUCCCGUGGUAAAGACAACGGAAGAGAUUCAACGUGCGAACGUUUCCGCAACAUUAAACGAAACCAAAGAAGUCGCUAAUCAGAUAUUGGAGAAAAUUAUCGACGAAUUAGAGGAAAUUAAAUCAAAUCGAGCCACUGAAAAUGAACAGAUAGAAGGUUACUACGUAAUUCUAAUCUGUCUUAAUAUGUUGAAUUGAAAUUUAACAUUUAAUUAA
Messenger RNA from Monomorium pharaonis (pharaoh ant), 2864 nucleotides. RefSeq lists its product as uncharacterized. The record is from RefSeq and is a predicted model, not a curated record. Bases 822 to 2846 code for a protein of 674 amino acids. NCBI's taxonomy places the organism in Eukaryota, Metazoa, Arthropoda, Insecta, Hymenoptera, Formicidae. The transcript is spliced from 3 exons.